AAGGAGCGAGUUGUACCCGGACGCGGCGCGAUCUGGCCCAGCCAUGGACCGGAAGGUGGCCCGAGAAUUCCGGCACAAGGUGGAUUUUCUGAUUGAAAAUGACGCCGAGAAGGACUAUCUCUAUGAUGUGCUGCGGAUGUACCACCAGACCAUGGACGUGGUUGUGCUUGUGGGAGACCUCAAGCUGGUCAUCAACGAGCCCAGCCGCCUGCCACUGUUUGACGCCAUCAGGCCUCUGAUCCCGCUGAAGCACCAGGUGGAGUAUGACCAGCUGACACCUCGGCGAUCCAGGAAGCUGAAGGAGGUGCGUCUGGACCGUUUGCACCCCGAAGGCCUCGGCCUCAGCGUGCGUGGAGGGCUCGAGUUCGGCUGCGGGCUCUUCAUCUCCCACCUCAUCAAAGGCGGGCAGGCAGACAGCGUUGGACUGCAGGUAGGGGACGAGAUCGUCCGGAUCAAUGGGUAUUCCAUCUCCUCGUGCACCCAUGAGGAGGUCAUCAACCUCAUCCGCACCAAGAAGACCGUGUCCAUCAAAGUGAGACACAUCGGCCUGAUCCCUGUGAAGAACUCUCCUGAUGAGCCCCUCAAAUGGCAGUAUGUGGAUCAGUUUGUGUCAGGAUCUGAGGGUGGGCGGAACAUCAUGGGCUUCCCAGGGAGUCGGGAAAACAAGGAGAAGAAGGUCUUCAUCAGCCUGGUGGGCUCCCGGGGCCUUGGCUGCAGCAUUUCCAGCGGCCCCACCCAGAAACCUGGCAUCUUUAUCAGUAACGUGAAGCCUGGCUCCCUGUCUGCUGAGGUGGGGUUGGAGGCAGGGGACCAGAUUGUCGAAGUCAAUGGCAUUGACUUCUCCAACCUUGACCAUAAGGAGGCUGUGAACGUGCUGAAGAGUAGCCGCAGCCUGACCAUCUCCAUCGUAGCCGGAGCUGGCCGGGAGCUGUUCAUGACGGAGCGGGAGCGGCUGGAAGAGGUGAGGCAGCGCGAGCUGCAGCGGCAGGAGCUUCUCAUGCAGAAGCGGCUGGCCAUGGAGUCCAACAAGAUCCUCCAGGAGCAGCAGGAGAUGGAGCGGCAAAGGAAAAAGGAAAUUGCCCAGAAGGCAGCAGAGGAAAAUGAGAGAUACCGGAAGGAAAUGGAACAGAUUGUCGAGGAGGAAGAGAAAUUUCAGAAGCAGUGGGAAGAAGACUGGGGCUCAAGGGAACAGCUGCUCUCGCCCAAGACCAUUGCUUCCGAGGUGCACCCAGUGUCCCUUCGCAAGCCAAAGUAUAAUCAGGGAGUGGAGCCCAAGCUUGCGGCUGCUGACGACCCGGACAGAGGCAUGGAGAAGCAGGGAGAGCAGAAAGGAAAGGAUAAGAAAGCCAAGUAUGACAGCCUGCAGGAGCUGAGAAAGAAUAAGAAGGAAUUGGAGUUUGAGCAAAAGCUUUACAAAGAGAAAGAGGAAAUGCUGGAGAAGGAAAAGCAACUGAAGAUCAACCGGCUGGCCCAGGAGGUGUCCGAGACAGAGCGGGAAGACCUUGAGGAAUCGGAAAAGAUUCAGUAUUGGGUGGAAAGGCUCUGUCAGACGCGCCUUGAGCAGAUCUCCUCUGCUGAUAAUGAGAUUACAGAGAUGACCACAGGGCCCCCGCCUUCUAUGUCUCCCCUCGCCCCGCCCCUGAGACGCUUCGCUGGUGGACUGCACCUCCACACCACUGACCUGGAUGACAUCCCUUUGGACAUGUUCUACUAUCCCCCCAGGAUUCCCUCUGCCUUGCCUGUAAUGCCCCACCCUCCACCCUCCAACCCACCCCUCAAGGUCCCCGCAACCCCUGUCCUUCCGUCAUCAGGCCGUGUGAGCGCCUCAUCCUCACCCUGGGUGCAACACAACCCACCUCCCAUUCCCAUCCCUCCCCCACCAUCAAUUCCCACCCAAGACCUCACUCCUACCCGCCCGCUGCCCUCUGCCCUGGAAGAGGCACUGGGCAACCAGCCCUUCCGGCCUGGGGACACAGGCAAUCCUACAGAGGACUGGGAGGCAAAGAACCACAGCGGGAAGCCCGCCAGUUCCCCUGUCCCCGAGCGGAGCUUCCCACCCACCCCAAAGACAUUUUGCCCAAGCCCACAGCCUCCACGAGGCCCUGGCGUGUCCACCAUCUCUAAGCCUGUCAUGGUCCACCAGGAGUCCAACUUCAUCUACAGGCCAGCUGUGAAAUCCGAGGUCCUGCCACAGGAGAUGUUGAAGAGGAUGGUGGUUUAUCAAACAGCAUUCAGACAAGAUUUCCGGAAAUAUGAGGAAGGCUUUGACCCCUACUCCAUGUUCACCCCAGAGCAGAUCUUAGGGAAGGAUAUCCGGCUCCUGCGCAUUAAGAAGGAGGGAGCCUUAGACCUGGCUUUAGAAGGUGGUGUGGACUCCCCGAUCGGCAAGGUGGUCGUCUCGGCUGUUUAUGAGGGGGGAGCCGCUGAGAGGCAUGGCGGUAUUGUGAAAGGAGAUGAGGUCAUGGCAAUCAAUGGCAAAAUCGUGACGGACUACACCCUGGCUGAGGCUGAGGCUGCCCUGCAGAAGGCCUGGAAUCAAGGGGACUGGAUCGACCUUGUUAUUGCUGCCUGCCCCCCAAAAGAAUACGAUGACGAGUUGACCUUCUUUUGAAGUCCAGAAGGAGAAACCAAAUUCACCCCUAGAAGCCAGUGAGCCCUGGACCCAGCCUUCUGAACACAAAGCCUGGAACCAGCCUUGAGAGACACCAGCCUGCAGAAACCCUGGAAACACACAGCCAGCACCCAGAGGUUUCAGACUCCCGUUGGCCCUGUAGAAGUGCUGCGUAAGGAGCACUUCUGGCCAUUCCUUCGAAGGCCAAUAUGGAGGGAGAGAGCAGCCAACUGUUCUGAAAAGGGCCCCUGGGACCAAACUCUCAUGUCUUCUCUCCGGCCCUGUGAAUUUGGUCUCUCCCAGCCCUGGGAGACUCCUCCCUUGAAAUCCAAUAGGACCUGACUCUUAGGUCUCUCUCCACCCCUCUGCUCUCACUCCUGCUGUCAUUGCUGCUAAGAUUGCUGCUACAAACCUUACUCUGAACUCAUCAAUAAAAUAAACAGAUUUCUUUUCCAGCUCA
Messenger RNA from Miniopterus natalensis, 3071 nucleotides. NCBI's taxonomy places the organism in Eukaryota, Metazoa, Chordata, Mammalia, Chiroptera, Miniopteridae. The record is from RefSeq and is a predicted model, not a curated record.